CGCAUGAGUAGUAAUGGGACCGUCAUGAACACGGCCAGCCCAAAGAAAAAAAGAUCCAAAAAGGCUUUAGAGAAAAAGCAUAAAGACCCUUUACCAAUCAAAUUGACAAAUGAAUCAGUCACUUGGACUCAAUACGUUGUGAAUGCACUUUAUAACUUGAUCGGCUGGUACCACACCAACGAUCGACAGUUUAAUGGAGAAUAUCUACGCGAAGGCGGCUGCAUACGCAUCACAGAUAAUUUAGAUAUUCAGGAAUUGUAUUGUAAAGGUUUCUUUGGCAAAGGGAACCUUUCUCGAAGUGAACCAACGUGGUCUCAGCGCAUAGCCGCGGAAGGCAGCGAUGCCAAACAAUUUCUCGAAAAUAUCACCGAAGCUAGGAGAAAACAAAGAAGAGCUACGCGUAUGUCAAAGCUGAAUACCCCACCCCUUACCAGUUCACCAUCGCAAGCAUCACAGAGUGAAGAUUGUAACAACAAUGAAGUGCGGAACAAUUAUUAUGAAAUCCUUGAUACGGUUUCAGAAGAACACCUCCAGUUAUCAUUAGUAGAAGGCUUCUUUCUUGCCUAUGGACUAGGAUGCCUUGAAAUUAUGAAUAGCGAGAAGCAACCACUCUCAAUCAUUGAAUGUUGGAAACUGUUUUGCAACGACACCCUCAAAAAUAGAUCGGAGGAUGCGGAAGUCGUCAGUAGCAUGCCUCUUGCGCAGACGCUACAGUCACCAAUGGAAUACAUUGGAUACGAUAAUCCUUUCAUUGUCAAAUACGUCGCGUACCAUCAUUACAGAAGUAAAGCUUGGGUUGUAAAGGAUGGCAUAAAAUUUGGAACUGAUUACAUUAUAUACCAGCGUGGACCGGCUUUUCAUCAUGGAGAAUUUGCCAUCAUUAUAAUACCAUCAUAUCAUGAAACAAGCAAUAAGCAAGAAAAUUUAUCAUGGAGCUGGAUUCUAGGUAUGAACAGAGUCUGUUCACAAGCGAACAAGACGCUGGUUCUAUGUUAUGUCAAUUUACCUCCUCAAACAACUGUCCACUGCCUCUCUCCUGAAUGCUUAACUCAAUAUUCCGUCACUGAAAUGGCUAUGAAGCGAUGGAUACCAGAAAAGACAAGGAGCUAAAUAUCAUCUAGAUCAGAUCGUUGAUUUCAGAUCGAAAGUACGAUUGUCUAUAUAUUGGGACAGUGAGAUUUGAGCCGGCUCAAAUAGUCGCCGUUUUAGGUUGUAAUUAAAGAAAACAUGAAUAAGCGUGUUGUUUUCAUCGCAUCUGACCGCCAAUUUAGCUUCGCUCUUUUACUUCAAUUAAUAUUUCAAAGAGAGCAUAUAUAACAUGUGUAUUAGGUCGACAGCAAGUCGUCCAAUUCUGUCGGUAAGACUGGCACCUACCGGCUACAAGGGAAGCUGCCUGAGUUGCAAAAUGGACGAAAAG
This is a messenger RNA of Umbelopsis ramanniana AG, 1417 nucleotides long. RefSeq lists its product as uncharacterized. Lineage: Eukaryota; Fungi; Mucoromycota; Umbelopsidomycetes; Umbelopsidales; Umbelopsidaceae. The coding region runs from base 4 to 1110 and encodes 368 amino acids. The record is from RefSeq and is a predicted model, not a curated record. Gene Ontology annotation, biological process: tRNA-type intron splice site recognition and cleavage; tRNA splicing, via endonucleolytic cleavage and ligation. Gene Ontology annotation, cellular component: tRNA-intron endonuclease complex. Gene Ontology annotation, molecular function: nucleic acid binding; tRNA-intron lyase activity. The transcript is spliced from 6 exons.